AUGGAAGGCGACGACCCAUAUCUUCCCCCAGAAAUCAUCAGAAACAUUCUCAAACGACUCCCGGUAAAACACCUAAUUCGAUUGCAAUGUGUCUGCAAAGAUUGGAAAUAUCUCUUAAAGUUACCAUCUUUCAUCGAAGAACACCUCCACCACUCCACCCAUCAAAACCCUUCUAUUCUUGUCGACGGCCUUUCCCCAACUGAUAUUUUGCAAUUAUAUUUGCUCGAUACUGAGAUGCAACUCCUUGAAGUUCAUAGUGCAAGUCUGAUUGAUCUCCUGCGGGAUGCUACGAUCGUCGAUUCCAGCAAUGGCUUGCUCUGUGUCAGACUCAGUUGUUCAUCUCAUCCCAUCUUAUUGUGGAAUCCAGCAAUGAGGCGGGUCAGAGUAGUGGCUAAAGCUACUAAUUGUUUUGAGGAUAAGUAUUACAAGUUGGGAUUUGGAUUCUGUUCAAUUGUUAAUGAUUACAAGAUUUUAAGAAUUAGUGCUUCUAAUGCGCAGGACUGGCAAGGGGAAGUUUAUUCAGUAAAGACUGGGCUAUGGAAGAAAGUAGAAUGUGGUACCUUUGAUGGUGUAUCUAUUUGGUGUAGCAGUGUUGUUGCUAAUGGAAACAUCUUCUGGUUUGGAUUUAAGCCAAAUGGGGAGAGCAGAGUUCAUUUGUUAGUCUCAUAUAACUUGGCACUAGAAGUGUUUACGUUGAUACCAUCACCUAUUUCAUUUCUUAAACCAAUAGAUUUACUUCUCUCCAGGCUUACUGUUUAUGAGAAUAAACUUGCUAUACUUUCUCACUAUACCAUUGACUUUGAAUCUUCUGUGAUUGAUUUGUGGGUAAUGGAGGAGGAAACGGGUACAUCUGACGAAAGAUGGGAUUGGACUAAGAAAUAUAGCAUCAGCCACCCUUGUUGGUUAGUUCCAAGGACUAUUUGGAGGAAUAAUUUAGUCUGCUAUCUUGAUAUAGUGGCGUUUAGACGAAUUAGUGCAAAUGAUGGAAAAAAUAUUGUUUUGGUCAAUCUAACUACUAAUGAAUUUAAGAUAGUUGUUAUCCAUAAAUGUGGCAUCGGUUAUCCUGUUUUGAACUACGUGGAAAGUCUUGUGCCAGUUGAAAAUGACUACACUGAAGAACUUUGA
Molecule: messenger RNA, 1125 nt
Organism: Neltuma alba
Lineage: Eukaryota; Viridiplantae; Streptophyta; Magnoliopsida; Fabales; Fabaceae
Product: putative F-box/kelch-repeat protein At3g17280
Exons: 1
Coding region: 1-1125 (374 amino acids)
Molecular function (GO): protein binding
Source: RefSeq, a predicted model, not a curated record